Geodia barretti is the source of this 993-nucleotide messenger RNA. The record is from the annotation of a GenBank genome assembly. NCBI's taxonomy places the organism in Eukaryota, Metazoa, Porifera, Demospongiae, Tetractinellida, Geodiidae.
AUGCAGUCAAUUUAUAACAUAAUCCAGCAAGUCGUAAAGUCAAACAUUCCCUUUUUCAUUACUGGCGAAACCGGUGUCGGUAAAGAAGGCAUCGCAAGAUAUAUUCAUGAAAGUAGUCCACGGAAGAAUAAACCGUUCAUAGCCAUCAACUGCGGUCGAUUCUCCGCUGAACUCCUCCAGAGUGAACUCUUUGGACAUGAAGCGGGCGCGUUUACGAGUGCGAUACGCCAGCGUCAAGGGGCGUUUGAAGCUGCAGACGGUGGGAUUCUCUUUUUAGAUGAAGUUCCGGAAAUGUCCUUGGACGCACAGAAAAUGCUCCUCCGCGUCUUGGACACUGCCACAUUCACACGGCUCGGUGGAAAUGAAGUCUUGACUGUCGAUGUUCACAUUAUCGCCGCUACAAACAGGGAUAUUGCGAACGCUGUCGCUAAAAGGGAAUUUAGGGAAGACCUCUACUACCGGCUUAAGGGUAUGAUGCUUCACCUACCGCCACUUCGGGAACGCACAGAAGAUAUUGCCCCCUUAGUGACCGCUUUUAUUAGCGAGUUCAGCACCGAAUAUGGGAAAAACGUUACCGAAAUUACCGCGGAUGCACUUAAACGUCUCGAACAGCGGCAUGCGCACCCGGCAAGAUCCGGACAACCCGGCACCCGCACUAUCCAAACCGCUGUCGCGCUUGCAACAACAGAUGAACUUGAACUCAGAGAUUUUCCAGAUAUAUAUCCAGAGUUCAUUCAGACGCUCAUCUCUAUCUGGCAGACGCUCCCUUCGGAAAUGCAGCACGCAAUUGGGAGAACAUUCCUGAGCAAGGCGGCACGCGAUACGCAUGAGUGCGUACACAACACGCGUUUCUUCUCCUCCCCUCUCGGCGGCACCAGACACAUGUCGGCGCGGAACUUGCAUGUCUCCUCACAUCCGAAACGAGCGAUCUUUGACGGCGACACCUCCUCAUAUAUCGAAAUAUGCAAUCUGAAUCACCCAAUCCUGCACUGA